AUGCGUGGAAUAGCAUUCAAGGACAUGGACCCUGCAGAUGCCAAGUGGUUGAAUCUUGAGCUACAACAAGUGCUGCUGCCACGUGUUAGUCCCGAUGCACAACCGAUCGAAAUAGAAGUGCACAGGGGGUCUAUCCCAGACUCAGCGAGUCGAGGUCGUUCGAGCAGUGGUGAGGCUGUUCAUUUUGCUGGGACAGAGGAGGUUCUCCCUGACGGGGCAGUCGCAGUCGAUAUACAAUGGCCGGAUGUGGAGGAGCUGUGGAGUUACGAUGCACACCCAGAAUAUGGGAUACGCCCUGCCUCGCAUGCAUCAUUGGUACUUGUACAGGCGUGGAACGGGGUUGAGGGCAUCGACAUAGAAGUCGCAGAUGACGAUCAAGAUCAACAAGCGAGGGCACUGCCAGAGGUGUUGCCCACCAGUGCGAGUGGAGUCACACCCUCGACAUCCAUGGUUGGCGAGGGUGUCAACGUGGAGCCAGCCGCGACAGGUGCGGCAAGAGGAGGGUGGCGGGAGCAAUGGUGA
Closterium sp. Yama58-4 is the source of this 522-nucleotide messenger RNA. The record is from the annotation of a GenBank genome assembly. Lineage: Eukaryota; Viridiplantae; Streptophyta; Zygnematophyceae; Desmidiales; Closteriaceae.